Molecule: messenger RNA, 1441 nt
Organism: Sander lucioperca (pikeperch)
Lineage: Eukaryota; Metazoa; Chordata; Actinopteri; Perciformes; Percidae
Gene: trir
Product: telomerase RNA component interacting RNase
Exons: 3
Coding region: 550-1071 (173 amino acids)
Molecular function (GO): 5'-3' exonuclease activity; 3'-5' exonuclease activity
Source: RefSeq, a predicted model, not a curated record
CUCGACGUCAUCAAGAGAAAUUAAAGAUGGCCGACGGCCAGUCAGUGCUAGGUGGCGAAAGUUAGCUAAACGCGUUGGUAAAAUCUGCGACCCUCUUAGUCUUUGCUGCGGGUAUUUGAACUUUGUCGCGUGCUUUAACUGUAGAAUUAUAUUUGGGAACAGCUCAUCCAUUAAAUGGAGCUUCAAGUUGAGUGUGUUUGUCCGUAAAAGGCCUCACUAAACCGGACAUUAGCCCGCAGUGUUAGCCGCGUUAGCAGACCAGCGCCUGCUUUUGUUUUUGUAUGGUUAACGUUAACGUUAUGCGCUACAAGGCUGGCGUCGGGAAGCCACGUUAACCUUUUAUAUUUCGCCCUUUUCUUGGUUUAGUUGUGAACUGGACUUGUAGCUGUUUAAGCGGCUUGCCUGCAGAGGUUGUAGUUGUGUAUUGGGGGGUGGGGUCCUGCCCGUCUUGCAGCGUGUUGGCAGGGCUGUUUAUUUGAUGCCAGCUUCGCAACAAAGCCACACUUAAACCAGAAAACGGACUCGCCUGUUUGGGAACAUUACGAGAACAUGGAUUCAAAGCGCUCACAUGGGAAACCUCAGACUACCAGGCGCGGCGGAGGCGGCAGCAGCAGCAGCGGCAGCAGCGGCGACUCCAGCUGCGGCAGCCCCGCGUCCCCCUCCAGCAGACCCGCCUCGGCGGCGAGCAGUGCCCCGCUGCCCGGGGGAAACGCGUUCGCUAACGACGGCAGCUUCAUGGAGAUGUUCAAGAAGAAGAUGGAGGAGGAGAAGAGGAAAAAGGAGACCCAGCAAACAGGUGGAGAGGAGAGAAGAGCCACCACCGAGCAAGGACAGACAUCAGUGGAAAAGAAGCCCCCUCCCGUGACCAGCUUUGUAAGGGGUUUGGCAGUUGUGGGGAAGCGCAGAGGUGGUGUGUUCCUAAAGACCGGCAUGGUUGCGAAGAAGCAGAAAGACGACUCAGAAGCGGAGCCAGGCAAGAGCGAUGCUUGGUCAAAGUACAUGGCUGAGGUAAAAAAGUACAAAGCCCACCAGUGUGGUGACGACGAUAAGACCCGGCCUCUGGUCAAGUAGGUCUCCGAAAGGCCGACGUGACGCGACAAUGUUUUGAGGGGGCGACCAUCUGGGAGAAGCUCCGGGAGGGCCGGCUAAUCCUGACCUUCUCAUACUGCCAGUUCAAGCUCCCCUUCACAUCAAGUCUCUCACAAACUGCUUAGAUUGACAGCCCUUUUCUCCUUUUUGUAUUGUUUUCGUCUUGCUUUGGUAUUUGUUGGACUCCGGUAAUCUAAAGUCCAAAGGUGUUUCGUAGACCUGCCGUUCAUUAUUGGUCAUUAUUAAAUGUUUUCACAUUUUGUCAUGUCUGGGUUAAGUUAGGUUUCAUUAGUAGUUGGGUUUGAUUUAAUAGCCAAAUCAAGGUGACAAUUAAAUCUACACUGCCCAUUAA